Sporothrix brasiliensis 5110 is the source of this 1257-nucleotide messenger RNA. RefSeq lists its product as uncharacterized. Lineage: Eukaryota; Fungi; Ascomycota; Sordariomycetes; Ophiostomatales; Ophiostomataceae. The record is from RefSeq and is a predicted model, not a curated record. Bases 1 to 1257 code for a protein of 418 amino acids. The transcript has a single exon.
AUGAGAAACCUCCUUGUCACCCUCCUUGCCGCCACGGCUGUCCAGUCCGUUCUGGCUGCCCCGGCCCAGGACCCGACGACGGCCAUUGCGCCGCACGGCCCUCCUGCGGGCGCCAACAACGGCGGACACCCGGGCGGCCACCCUGGCGGCGUCCCCGGUGGCAUCCCUGGUGGCGACCAUGGCCACGACCACGCCCAUGACCACGGCGAAGAUGACAAGGAGCAUGGCGGCCCCGGCCACGACGGUGUCGGCCACAACGGUGUCGGUCAGGUCCACCCGCCGGCCCCGCAGCCCCCCCAGACUCAUGCGCCGCAGCCGCAGCCGCAGCCGCACGACGGCGGUCACGUACCCCGCCAGGCCCCGGGCAGCGGUGACGACGAUGACGACGACGACGACAGCAGCGAUGCGCCUGUCCUCAAGGGCAAGGGCGGUGCCAAGGGCAAGGGUGGUAAGGGCAAGGGCGGUCACAAGGGAAAGGGCGGCAAGGGCAAGGGUGUCGGCGGCCCGGGCGCGGGUGCGCCUGGUGCCCCAAUCAACCCUGGCGGUCCGCUCCACCCUGCCGGCGCCACGACCCCGACCAAGCGCCAGGAGGCCGAGGGCGACGACGACAGCGACAACAGCGACAACAGCGACAGCGCCGACAACAGCGCCGGCCCGGCGGCCGAUGCGAAGAAGGCCAAGGGCGGCAGGCACCACAAGGGUGGCAAGGGCCACGGUGCGAAGGGCAAGGGCGGCAAGGGAAAGGGUGAGGGCGGUGCUCCAGGUGCUCCCCACGCCCCUGAGGCGCCCAAGGCUCCCAGCAAGCGCCAAGAGGCCGGUAGCCCUACCACGGGUGCUCCCGGCGCUCCCGGUGCCCCUGCAGACGGCGACAAGAAGGGCAAGGGCGGCCACAAGGGCGGCCACAAGGGUAAGGGCGGCCACAAGGGCAAGGGCGAGGGUGCCCCCGGUGCAGGUGCUCCGGGUGCAGGUGCCCCCGGUGCAGGUGCCCCCGGUGCAGGUGCUCCUGGUGGUGGUGCUCCUGGCGCUCCAGGAGCUCCCGGUGCUGGCGCUCCUAUCGCCGGUGCUCCCGGUGCCCCGGCUAAGCGUGCCGAGCCUGAGCAGGGCAGCAAUGCCGAUGCGGCCGACCACAAGGGCCACAAGGCUCACAAGGGCCACAAGGGCGGCAAGGGUGGCAAGGGCGGUAAGGGCAAGGGUGCCAAGGGCAAGGCCGGCGACCGUCCCCAGCCUCCUCAGGGUGCUCCCCAGGGCGAGCAGUAA